Messenger RNA from Parascedosporium putredinis, 219 nucleotides. The record is from the annotation of a GenBank genome assembly. Lineage: Eukaryota; Fungi; Ascomycota; Sordariomycetes; Microascales; Microascaceae.
AUGAAGCCCCUCCGUCAAUCUCAAUAUAAGACGGCACGUCAUCCUGUUUAUCCAGAUCUUCUCUUACUCUUUUCCCUUGUUUCAAACCACAUUCUUUCUCCUCGCGUACCUGCCUUUUGGUUGCUUCUGAGCUGUGCUCUUCAUUUCUUUCCUUCUCUUCUGCGCCAAGUCUUGUUGAACAAGCCCCAUUCGCUUUUUUCACUUGAUACCACUUUAUAA